This is a messenger RNA of Enterobius vermicularis (human pinworm), 873 nucleotides long. NCBI's taxonomy places the organism in Eukaryota, Metazoa, Nematoda, Chromadorea, Rhabditida, Oxyuridae. The record is from the annotation of a GenBank genome assembly.
AUGGCGAAACUCUCUGUGGUCGGAGGUGUAGUUAUCUUAGUCUUGUUAAAAGGAUUGCAAACUAUACUAGCAAAUUGCGCAGAUCCCAAUUACUGCAGUUACAGAGGGAAAUGCUUGAUUUUGAACGGGUCAGCUUUCUGCCAUUGCUGGAGUGGUUAUGCUGGAAAUCAUUGUGAACGUCGUUUAGAUUUUCGAACGUCUUUUGAGGAUAUUAUGCCUUUGGCAAGUGGAAUUUUUAAUCCUCUGAACGAGGUGUCAACUCUUACUUUACGAGUAUUUGAGUUUUAUCUGCAAACUACAACUGCAAGGGAAAGAAUCAUUGUUCUAACGGUGGCGUAUGUUAUGCGGGUCACUGUUUAUGUGCAGAUGGUAAAUGGUGCUGAUGCUGACACGAGCAUUACAGGUUUCGGGGGUUCAAGGUGUGAGAAGAAGGUUCCUCCGUAUGACGCGUAUUUGAGAUCGGGUUGUGGUGAACAUCCGGAAUUUUGCGCUCACCGUUUUGCUAAUGGGAGAUGUGAAAAAGAGUGCAACGAUGUACAUUGUUUUUAUGACGGUUUUGAUUGCUUUACUCGGACUGCGGUUUGUCGUGAAGAAUGCGCUUUUUUGUAUGGUGACGGAAAGUGUGAUGUCCAGUGUUCAGCAAGUCAGUGCGGUUUCGAUGGCGGCGACUGCAUCACUAUUUUAGAAGAUGCACAAGAACCAAUUGUGAUGGAAGUCAUGACUUAUCCAAUGGAACUAUGCGUAAAACUUCGGCUAAUUAGUGCUGAGUUAGCGCAGUAUUACGAUAUUCGUCGAAUGGCAGUUACUUUAGACAAUAUAUGCUCCUGUGAAGUUGAAAAUGAGUUCAGUCGUUCCCGCGGAGUCGAAAACUAA